GAGAAUGCCAUAAGAAAUUAUUGUGUUAUGUUAUGUUCUUACCAACUAAGGAAUCAAAGAAUCUCUUUAGGAUUUUAUCUAUCAAAGGAAACAAAAGAGUUUAAGAAAAAAAAAGAAAAGACUGUUGUGAUACCUUGGAUUUCCACACAUAAUGGAUCCAAGAAUGUACUUUGCUGCAAUGAAAGGCAGUAUGGAAGAUGGUGAUUUUUCAGUUGUUGAUCAUCUGACAAAGGAGGAAGAAAAUGGUUACCAAGUCACUCCAAAGGGAAACACAAUCCUCCAUGUGGCAGCUCUCUUUGGCCAACGAGCUUUCGUGGGAGAAGUCCUUAAGAUUAGCCCGGCGUUGUUAUGUUAUAAGAAUAAGAAAAAUGAAACUGCGCUUCACAUUGCAGCUAAUGUAGGACAAAGUGAAGUGGUGAGUGAACUACUCAGCAUACAAGGACAGGAGACAGUACUUGUGAGGAUGAAGGAUGACAUUGGAGAUACGGCCAUGCACAAGGCCGUUAGAAGUGGACACAUUGACAUUGUUAGGAUCUUGGUGAAAUUAUUACUAGAUCCUGAACACGAUUUCCCAGCAAAUAAAGCAGAGGAGACACCACUUUAUUUGGCAGCGGAGUCAGGUUUUCAUGAUGCUUUGAUUGAAAUCUUGAACGUUUGCAAAGAACCAACACAUGUUGCAGGUCCAUCCAAUCGAACACCUCUACAUGCAGCUGUGAUUCAAGAACACACGGAAUGCGCGAGAUUACUAUGGCAAUGGAAUAAACCUUUAUGUGAAGAAUCUGAUAUAUGGGGUUGGAAUUCACUACACUAUGCGGUUAAACAAGGAUUGACAGAAAUAGUUUCGGAUAUGUUGGGAUGGAAGAAAUCUUUAGCCUACCUUCCGGCAGGCAGUGAAAAUGAUUGGACUACAGCAUUUCACAUUGCAGCUAGUGAAGGUGAUGCAUUGAUGAUAUAUGAGUUAUUAAACCACUGCCUGGAUUGUUGGGACAUGGUUGAUAGCAAUGGCCAAAAUGCACUUCAUGUUGCCAUAUUGAAAGGUCAUAAUGAAACGUUGCUCAACGUGUUAUCACUGGAGUCGAUAAUUUGUGAUAGCCUUGUUGAUGAGGCAGAUAAUGAGGGGAACACUCCACUCCAUUUGCUUGCUGCCUCUGGGAACCGUGUGCCUCAAAUGAUAUUAGACCAUCCAAGCGCAAAGAAGAUGGCAUUUAACAAACAAAAUCAGACUCCACUUGACAUAGCAUUGUCUAGUACAUGGACAAUAAAGAAGGAGAAAUUGGUAGGCGAUUUGUGCAGCAUAAAUGGACGAUUGGGACAACGUGACUUCAAGGUAAAACGGAAAACAGAAACUAUUGGUAACAUACGACAGAUGAGGAAGGAGGAUGAUCAGGACAAAGCUAAGAGAGACAAAAUAGAAAUAGAAAAAAUUAUGAAGGCAGCUCAAAUACAAGUAGUUGUAGCUACUCUCCUAAUGACAGUCACGUUCGCUGCUGGUUUCACAUUGCCAGGAGGUUUAUACAACGAUGACAGUCCUAAUAAAGGGAUGGCUAUUCUAUUAAGGAAAACAGCGUUUCGUGCAUUUGUUAUUUCAGAUGUCCUGGCAUUCGCAUUCUCAGCUGGUGCAAUAUUCAUCUACUUCUUCAUGGCAGAUUGCGAUGUAGACGAAGAUGAAGAAUGUAAAAGGGACUGGUUCAAAGUUUUAAGAAGUUAUUAUUAUAUAGCAGGUAUUUUGCAACUUUUGGCAAUGGGUGCUGUUGUAAUUGCAUUUGUAACUGGUAUGUAUGCUACUUUAGCAAAUUCACUUGCACUUGCUAUUAGUGUUUGUGUCAUUGGUUGUGUCUCUUUUCUUAUGUACUUUUGGAUUAUCAUUUGGGUAGUAAAGCUACCUAUAGUAGGUAUUUUGCAACUUUUGGCAAUGGGUGCAGUUGUAAUUGCAUUUGUAACUGGUAUGUAUGCUACUUUAGCAAAUUCACUUGCUCUUGCAGUUAGGAGAUCGUGUUCUUACUAUUGGUUCACACACAUUAUGGAUGCACAUAUGUACGAUGAUGCAAUGAAAGGCAGUACGGAAUAUCGUGAUUAUUCAGCUUCUAUUCGUCUGACAAGGGAAAAAAAAAAUGGUUACCAAGUCACUCCAAAGUUGGAUCACACACACAUUAUGGAUCCAAGAAUGUACGAUGCUGCAAUGGAAGGGGAACUGGUAUAUUACAAUUUUUCAGUUGUUGAUCAUCUGACAAGGGAUGAAGAAAAUGGUUACCAAGUCACUCCAAAGGGAAACACAAUCCUUCAUGUGGCAGCUCUCUUUGGCCGACAGAAUUUUGUGAGAGAAGUCCUUAAGCGUACCCCGGCAUUGUUACUUUAUAAGAAUAAGAAAAAUGAAACUGCGCUUCACAUUGCAGCUAAUGUAGGACAAAGUGAAGUGGUAAAUGAACUGCUUAGCAUACAAGGACAGGAGACAGUACUUGUGAGGAUGACGGAUGACAUUGGAGAUACGGCCUUGCACAAGGCCGUUAGAAGUGGACACAUUGACAUUGUGAGGAUCUUGAUGAAUUUAUUACUAGAUCCUGAACACGACUUCCCAGCAAAUAAGGCAGAGGAGACACCACUUUAUCUGGCAGCGGAGUCAGGUUUUCAUGAUGCUUUGAUUGAAAUCUUGAAAGUUUGCAAAGAACCAACACAUGUUGCAGGUCCAUCCAAUCGAACACCUCUACAUGCAGCUGUGAUUCAAGAACACGCGGAAUGCGCGAUGGCACUAUUGCAUUGGAAGGGAGAUUUAUGCGAAGAAUAUGAUGUAUGGGGUUGGAAUUCACUACACUAUGCUGUUAAACAAGGAUUGACAGAAAUAGUUUCGGAUAUGUUGAGUCGGAAUAAAUCCUUAGCCUACAAACAGGCAGGCAGCGAAAAUGAGUGGACGACCACGUUUAACAUUGCAGCCAGUGAAGGUCAUGAAGCGAUGAUACAUGAGUUAUUACGACACUGCUCAGAUUGUUGGGACAUGGUUGAUAGCAAUGGCCGAAAUGCUCUUCAUGUUGCCAUAAUGAAUGAUGGAGAAUUAAUGGUCAAGUUGUUACGUGAGUUUAUAUUUUGUGAUAGCCUUGUCGAUGAGGCAGAUAAUGAUGGGAAUACUCCACUACAUUUGCUUGCUGCUUACGGGAAACAUCUGCCUCUAUCAGUAUUAUUCCAUCCAAGCGCAAAGAAGAUGGCAUUUAACAGAGAAAAUAAGACUCCACUUGACAUAGCAUCCUCUCGCACUCUCACAACAGAGAAGGAGAGAUUGGUAGCCGUUUUGCGCAAAUUUAAUGCACGAUUGGGACAACGUUGUAACUCUGAGGUACAACGUCAAAUCGAAAUACAAGAGAUGAGGAAGAAUGAUGAUGAAGCCAGAGCUAAGAGAGAGAAACUAAAAAUGGAAAAAAUUCUGAAAUCAACUGAAAUACAAAUAGUUGUUGCUACUCUAAUAAUGACAGUGGCGUUCGCAGCUGGUUUCACAUUACCAGGAGGUUUAGAGAACGAUAACGGUCCUAAUAAAGGGAUGUCGAUUCUAUUAAAGAAAACAGCAUUCCGUGUAUUUGUUAUUUCGGAUGUCCUGGCAUUUACAUGCGCUGCUGCUGCUAUAUACAUCUACUCUGUCAUGGCAAAUUGCGAUGUAGUGGCUGGUGAAAUCAACGUGCACUUGCUUAAUGAUUUACGGAUGAAUUAUGAUACAGCAAGUAAUCUGCAAGGUUUUGCAAUGGCUGCAGUUGUAGUUGCAUUUGUAACUGGUAUAUAUGCUGCUUUAGAAAAUUCACUUGGACUUGCUGUUACUGUUUGUGUCAUUGCUUGUGUCUAUUUUCCCAUCUUCGUUUAUAUUAAUAGGACUUGGAAUAUUGUAGCUAAGUUUUUUCGGGCAAUUCAUGAGUUAUUUAGAUCAUAGUCAGAAGCAGGAAGUCAGUCUUGAUAUUAUACUAAAAGCCCUAUCUUCAGACAGAGCAGAGCAGCUGGCUGGUCAAUCUCAGAGAUCGUAUCGAUCUAUGUAGCGUAUUAGAGAAACUAAUGCAUGCAUUAUUAUUAGUAUCUUGUUUGAUACAUUUUGCAAUAUGUGUUUAUACUCUAUUGUGUAUUGCGUACGUAUCACUAAUAUCAUCGAUUUUUAUGCAUUA
Solanum lycopersicum (tomato) is the source of this 4133-nucleotide messenger RNA. Lineage: Eukaryota; Viridiplantae; Streptophyta; Magnoliopsida; Solanales; Solanaceae. The record is from RefSeq and is a predicted model, not a curated record.